This is a messenger RNA of Manis javanica (Malayan pangolin), 1342 nucleotides long. RefSeq names its product negative elongation factor complex member E (gene NELFE). The record is from RefSeq and is a predicted model, not a curated record. Gene Ontology annotation, molecular function: RNA binding. Gene Ontology annotation, biological process: negative regulation of transcription elongation by RNA polymerase II. Gene Ontology annotation, cellular component: NELF complex. NCBI's taxonomy places the organism in Eukaryota, Metazoa, Chordata, Mammalia, Pholidota, Manidae.
GAAGGCCGGGCGGAAGUGUCUGCGGCUCGGGCCGCCUUGGUUACUGCGUUCUGCGCCCCUCGUACGUCAUCGCUCUGAGCCUGAUACCCGCUGUCCGCACGGGCGCCGCCCGAGACCGUGGGACCUCCCGGUUGCCGCCCCCUCAGGAGCCACCAUGUUGGUGAUACCCCCCGGACUGAGCGAGGAGGAGGAGGCUCUGCAGAAGAAAUUCAACAAACUCAAGAAAAAGAAAAAGGCAUUGCUGGCACUGAAGAAGCAAAGUAGUAGCAAUACCGCCAGCCAAGGUGGUGUAAAACGCUCACUGUCAGAGCAGCCUGUAGUGGACACAGCCACAGCAACAGAGCAGGCAAAGCAGCUGGUGAAGUCUGGAGCCAUCAGUGCCAUCAAGGCCGAGACCAAGAACUCAGGCUUCAAACGUUCUCGAACCCUAGAGGGGAAGUUAAAGGACCCUGAGAAGGGGCCAGUCCCAACUUUCCAGCCGUUCCAGAGGAGCAUAUCUGCUGACGAUGAUCUGCAGGAGUUAUCCAGACGUCCCCAGAGGAAAUCUCUGUAUGAGAGCUUUGUGUCUUCCAGUGAUCGGCUUCGGGAACUGGGGCCAGAUGGGGAAGAGGCAGAAGGCCCAGGGGCUGGUGAUGGCCCCCCUCGAAACUUUGACUGGGGCUAUGAAGAACGUGGUGGUGCCCGAUCCUCAGCCUCCCCUCCCAGAAGCCGCAGCCGGGACCGGAGUCAUGAGCGGAACCGAGACAGAGACCGAGAUUGGGAUCGAGACCGAGACAGAGAACGGGACCGGGACCGAGACCGGGAACGGGACAGAGACCGCGAUCGAGACCGGGAGCGGGAUCGAGACCGAGAGGGCCCUUUCCGCAGGUCGGACUCAUUCCCUGAACGCAGGGCCCCUCGGAAGGGGAAUACUCUCUACGUGUAUGGAGAAGACAUGACGCCCACCCUUCUCCGUGGGGCCUUCUCUCCCUUUGGAAACAUCAUUGACCUCUCCAUGGACCCACCCAGAAACUGUGCCUUCGUCACCUAUGAAAAGAUGGAGUCAGCAGAUCAGGCUGUUGCUGAGCUCAAUGGGACCCAGGUGGAGUCCAUACAGCUCAAGGUCAGCAUUGCCCGCAAACAGCCCAUGCUGGAUGCUGCCACUGGCAAGUCUGUCUGGGGCUCCCUCGCUGUCCAGAACAGCCCUAAGGGUUGCCACCGGGACAAGAGGACCCAAAUUGUCUACAGUGAUGAUGUCUACAAGGAAAACCUUGUGGAUGGCUUCUAGGGAAUGGAGCUGGAUUCCUUGUGCCUCAUCUGCCCCAACGCUGGUCUCAGUAAAACACUGAGGUGGAAACUCACA